Budorcas taxicolor (takin) is the source of this 3125-nucleotide messenger RNA. RefSeq names its product telomeric repeat binding factor 2 (gene TERF2). The record is from RefSeq and is a predicted model, not a curated record. Gene Ontology annotation, molecular function: telomerase activity; double-stranded telomeric DNA binding; protein homodimerization activity. Gene Ontology annotation, cellular component: nucleus; chromosome, telomeric region; shelterin complex. The coding region runs from base 1 to 1752 and encodes 583 amino acids. Gene Ontology annotation, biological process: negative regulation of telomeric D-loop disassembly; protection from non-homologous end joining at telomere; telomeric D-loop disassembly. The transcript is spliced from 9 exons. Lineage: Eukaryota; Metazoa; Chordata; Mammalia; Artiodactyla; Bovidae.
AUGGCCGCGGGAGCCGGGACGGCGGGCUCCGCUUCCGGCCCGGGCGUCGUGCGUGACCCAGCGGCGUCACAGUCGAGGAAGCGUCCCGGCAGGGAGGGCGGGGAGGGCGCGCGGCGAUCAGACGCGAUGGCGGGAGGAGGCGGGAGCAGCGACAGCAGCGGGCGGGCGGGCGGCAGGCGGGCGUCCCGUAGUGGCGGGCGGGCUCGGCGGGGGCGCCACGCGCCGGGGCUUGGGGGCGCCGCAGAGCGCGGCGCGGGGGAGGCGCGGCUGGAGGAGGCGGUCAACCGCUGGGUGCUCAAGUUCUACUUCCACGAGGCGCUGCGGGCCUUUCGGGGUAGCCGGUACGGGGACUUCAGGCAGAUCCGGGACAUCAUGCAGGGUGAGGGCCGGCCCUGGGGAAGGAGGCUGGGGGCUCCUGGGAAGGGGAUCUGUGCACACUCCCCCCGCCCCCACGUGUCGCGGCUGGGGGUCGCCGAGUCAACGAUGUCUUCUUUCCCAGCUUUGCUUGUCAGGCCCUUGGGGAAGGAGCAUACCGUGUCUCGGCUGCUGCGGGUUAUGCAGUGUCUGUCGCGCAUUGAAGAAGGGGAAAAUUUAGACUGUUCCUUUGAUAUGGAAGCUGAGCUCACACCACUGGAAUCAGCUAUCAAUGUGCUGGAGAUGAUUAAAACGGAAUUUACACUGACAGAGGCAGUGAUCGAAUCCAGUAGAAAACUGGUCAAGGAGGCUGCAGUCAUUAUUUGUAUCAAAAACAAAGAAUUUGAAAAGGCUUCAAAAAUUUUGAAAAAACAUAUGUCCAAGGACCCUACAACUCAGAAGCUGAGAAAUGACCUCCUAAACAUUAUCCGUGAAAAGAACCUGGCCCACCCUGUGAUCCAGAACUUCUCCUAUGAGACCUUCCAGCAGAAGAUGCUGCGCUUCCUGGAGAGUCACCUGGAUGACGCAGAGCCCUACCUCCUCACGAUGGCCAGAAAGGCUUUGAAAUCGGAGUCCUCCGCCUCAGCCACAGUGAAAGAACCACAACCUCAGCCAGCACCAGAGCCUGUGGAAAAGCCACUCAGAGAACCUGCCAGGCAGCUACAGAGCACACCAACCACCAUUGGGAUUAGGACUCUGAAAGCAGCUUUCAAGACUCUGUCCAGUGCACAAGAUUCUGAGGCAGCCUUCUCAAAACUGGACCAGAAGGAUAUGGUCUUUCCUAAUAAAGUGUGCCCGCCAUCACCAGCCCUCAAAAACAAGAGAACAAGAAAAGAUGAUAAUGAAAGUUCUGUCCCCGCUGAGGGUGAGGGUGGCUCUGAACUGCAGCCCAAGACCAAGCGCAUGACAAUAAGCAGACUGGUUUUGGAGGAGGACAGCCAGAGUACUGAGCCGAGCUCAGGCCUCGACUCUUCCCAGGAGGUCACACCGGCAUCACCAUCCAAGCCCACUGUCCUCAACCAACCCCUCCCUGGGGAGAAGAAUCCCAAAGUACCCAAAGGCAAGUGGAACAGCUCUAACGGGGUUGAAGAAAAAGAGACUUGGGUGGAAGAGGACGAACUGUUUCAAGUUCAGGCAGCACCAGAUGAAGAGAGUGCAACCAAUACAACAAAAAAGCAGAAGUGGACUGUAGAGGAAAGUGAGUGGGUCAAGGCUGGAGUGCAGAAGUAUGGAGAAGGAAACUGGGCUGCCAUUUCUAAAAACUACCCAUUUGUUAACCGAACAGCUGUGAUGAUUAAGGAUCGCUGGCGGACCAUGAAAAGACUUGGCAUGAACUGAAACAGGCUUUCAUUUCCACAGAAUUCACAGGAGCAUGGUUCCUAAUAAUAGCCCCUGGUAGUCUGCUGUUUCUUUCAGAAGCUGGGCUGGGAUGAGAAUUUUGGGCAUCCUCCUCUCAUGUGGGGGAGGUCCCAGUUCCACUUCAUCACAGUUGGAGAUCAUGGAGCUGAGAAACAAAGCCAAGUCCACCCCAUGUCCUUGGCAGAGAUGACAGGCACAUAGCUUGUACAGUGCCAGAAUACCAUUAGUAUUUCCCUUCUUUAGUGGUUUGCUUGAAUUUAAAUCCCUGGUAAUCAGUAGAACCUUCUCCUAGGAAAUGGUGGAGUCUGUUAGGAGCCACUUUCGACUCCAUGACCUGUUAAAACCAGCAACAUGAGCAUUAUUUGGAGUGAACUUCUUCCAGGUAAAGCUUUGGCCUUCUGAUGCAAAUGCAAAGGAACUUCAACUGUCGUGAGCCCAGGUUGAUGAGAGACCAGUCCUGGUGGAAUCAGAGUCCCUUUAAACAUUGUUCAGCCAAUUGUGACAUCGACACCUAGAAACGUGACUGCCUUGGCAUUUGCUCUAUUUGCUGGCCUCCGUAGGCAGGUUUAACCUCCACUUCUCACGUGGUUGAACCAGUGUGUUUUUUGGUAAAAUGGUGAUUGUAGAUAAGCUUAGCCCCUGUCCCCAUCCACUCUUCCCAAUUCCCUUCUUUAUGCUGGACUUUUAAAGCUUAAAAAAAUCCUGAUUAAGUAUAAAUGCCUAAUUCCAUUCUUUGUGAAAUGGUUGCUUCCGCCUGGUUCCCUAAUUGUGCUGUGUUAGUGUCUUGCACUGGAAUUCAACAUUCCCUUCUCCUUUUGUACUGUGUUGUGCUUGCUGUCUCUCAGAUCCUUAAAGACUGUCUUUUUAGCAAAAAAAUAAUUUCAGUAAAGUGUUUUCUGUAAUCUUUUUUUAAAAUGAGAACUAAUUAUUGUCCAUAACUUGUAGCAUUCAUUAAAGUCUUGCUUCUCUCAAAUUUAAGUAGCUGUUUAAUUGCAGCUGAAAAAACAGAGAUAGCAAAAUGCUGAACAAGCUUUGGUAAAACCUGCUGUUUGUGUUAAGAAACUAAUGUCAAACUGUAUUGAAUGUUCUAAUCCUUAGAAGCUGUGCCAUACAGACAUGUGGAAGUUCUUCUUAAUCUGUCUCAUUUCUUCAUAUACCAUACCUCUGAGGACAAAAGAAUUUCCUUUUGUCCAUUUCUUUUGACAAAGCAAAUGUUAAAAGUUUAAAAAUUCAUCUUGCAGUUAAAAUUUGGAAACUUUGUACAGCUUUAUUACCUAUUACUACAUGUUUAGGGGUUUGGUACUGCUGUUUUUCUAACAGUUAACCCCAAAUUAAACUAGUAAGAAGGUGAG